UCGGAGGAGAGAUGGAAGUGCAGAGAAAGGCAAAUGGAAGGUAAAUAGAAGAUCAGACCAGAGAAAGAGAUUGUGAACUGGAUCUCGAUGGAUGUACGUCAGAUUCGGCAGCCGUUGUUGUUGUUGUUGUUUAUGGUUUUUGGGUACGCCGAGGCAGAAACUGGGACGGUAAACAAAACAAAGGUGAGGAGGUUAAGGAGCCUGCGGGAUAGCAGACCUGCGGCAGAAAGAGCCAGCGGCAGCCCUACAGCACGUGAUAAGAAAGUAAACUGCGUAGACGAUUGGGUUUACAAUUUGCACCGGAAGCAGCCUAGCGCGGGUGAUGACGCACGGCGUCAGUGUACGAAUGGCGAGGAGCCGUGAUGUCACCGUGCAUCAUUGACCCUGGCUCAUCCCGCGGUUGUCACAGCAACGGCUCUGUGUCGGGCACAGAGCGGCUCCUGCACGUAGCUGGGAUGGUGAAGAAGUGGAGGAGAGUAGUAGUAAGAUGAUGUGGACUAUACAAAAAUAUAAUACAACAAA
Myxozyma melibiosi is the source of this 522-nucleotide messenger RNA. RefSeq lists its product as uncharacterized. Lineage: Eukaryota; Fungi; Ascomycota; Lipomycetes; Lipomycetales; Lipomycetaceae. The record is from RefSeq and is a predicted model, not a curated record. Bases 88 to 363 code for a protein of 91 amino acids. The transcript has a single exon.